CACGAGCUUGGUAACAUUCAUUGCUUCAUCGUCUACAAACGCUCCCACGGUAGAAAUGGGGAGACAGUCUGUAAUCGCACUCGUUCUCAUUUGCGCCGUCGUGGCCGGCGUCGGUGGCCAGUCACCAGCUGCAGCUCCGACUACCGUUCCGGGCGCUACUUCGCCUGCAGCAGCAAAGUAUACACCUCCAGCCGCGUCUCCUAUAUCGCCACCGACAAAUUUAUCUCCUGUCGCCGCUCCCCAAAAGCCGGUUACUCCAGCUCCCGUCUCCACGCCGCCCGCAUCUGCGCCACCAGCAGUCGCUCCAGUAGCAUCUCCACCGGCCAGCACUCCACCGGCCAGCACUCCACCGACUGCUUCCGUUCCUGCUAGCUCUUCACCAGCUGCUUCCGUUCCGGCUAGCUCUCCACCGACUGCUUCCGUUCCGGCUAGCUCUCCCCCCGCUGCUUCCGUUCCAGCAAUCUCUCCGCCGGUUCCAGUUCCAGCAAGUUCUCCACCAGUCCCAGUACCGGAGAGCUCUCCUCCAGUAUCAGCUCCGACGCAAUCUCCUCCUGCGCCAACUCCGACAAGCACUCCCGAAAGUGCUCCGCCUGUUGAGGUACCAUCGCCGGAGCCUAGCAAGAAGUCGAGGAAGCACAAAGCACCAGCUCCUUCCCCGGCGUUGCUUGGUCCCCCUGCACCUCCUUCCGAAGCCCCUGGUGCAAGCGAGGAAGGUCCUUCACCCGGCCCUUCACUGGAAGACAAGAGUGGAGCUGAAGCACUGCAGAAGGUGGCCGGAAGCUUGGCUUUGGGAUGGGCUGCCGUCGCCGUUAGCUUCAUCAUCUAGAGCGAGGAAAAUAAGGAGAGAGAUGAUGUGAUCGUUCUUCAUUUAUUUAUAUUGAAUCUUUAUUUUGUUUAAAAUUUCCUCCAUUGUACUCCAUAUCAUAAGAGGUGCUUUUUGAUUGAAUUGAUUGAUGAAAUUUGUUUUUACCGAAUCGACCACACUUGGGUGUAUGCUUUGA
Molecule: messenger RNA, 1001 nt
Organism: Cucurbita moschata (crookneck pumpkin)
Lineage: Eukaryota; Viridiplantae; Streptophyta; Magnoliopsida; Cucurbitales; Cucurbitaceae
Product: lysine-rich arabinogalactan protein 18-like
Exons: 2
Coding region: 56-826 (256 amino acids)
Cellular component (GO): plasma membrane
Source: RefSeq, a predicted model, not a curated record